UCAAAUUCGCUGUGUAGGAGCUUCGAAGAAAGAAAUUGUACAAGAUUCGCGAGCGUCACCUUGGUUGCCCUUUGUAACCGAAAGAAUCUGUAUCGGGAAAUCUUUGCAUUGUUUUUAUUGUGAAAACGUGGCAUGUCUGUGAAAUGCGUAAUCAUGCGAUAAAAUUUGGCGUCGUUGUUGCUGAUAUUUGUGAAGAUAUUUGUGAUUCAAUGAAAGUGAGCCAACAAGAAAAGGCCAGUCAUUGCUUACUUAGGCCAUACAUAUUGUUAUCAAAGACAAGGAUGAAUUACUAAAAGGUUUAAGGUUUCUAACAACAUUAGACUAAUAAAAGUUGUUGCAAAAGUGUUGUGGUAGGAAGAUACCUUUGUAGGGAUCAUUGAAGAUGUCUUCCACCUGGCAACCGAAUCUGGAUGCAAAACCUUUUAUUCCAAGCUCAGCAGCUUACGUUAUUCAGUUGCCAUGUUUAUCAACACCCAUCAAAAUCAGAAGGCGAGGUGUUCUAGGACGUUUUUUACAAUUAGUUCUCAUUAGUGUUCUCGUUGUAACUGUUGUUUUUAACGUCCUAUUUAUAAUUGACAACUCGAAGAGGCUAAGAACGACUCAUAGCAACAACCCAUCUUACCCAUCAUCAUCUGAUGUUGACGACGAAGUCGAAAAAGCAAGUUUAUUGCUGGAUCAAAAAGAUAAAGAUGAAGAAGAAACUGGAAAGACAAUAAAGAUAGAGGCAAGGUCUGCCAAAGAUUUAGUGUAUGUUUCAGUUGAUGGAGUUAGGGUCUAUGAAGAUGCGGUUGAAGGUGGAAAUUCUCGUGGGCUCCAUAUUGUAGUACUGAACCAGCAUACUGGGUCUGUGAUGGCCACUAGGAUAUUUGAUACAUAUGCAGAGCUGCUUGAUGAAGAAAUCAUUCUCUUUCUGAAAAUUCUUCAGCAAGGACGCAUCAUUGUUUUCAUGUUGAAAGAUGAAGGAAGUAUGCAUUUAAAAAAAGCAGGAAGAAAUGCAAUUGCAACAUUUGGGAGUAAGCUUGUAAAUCAAGUAAAGUGGAGAGAUUCGUGGGUUUACAUUGUAAAGAAACCAAAUAAGUGGCUAGCAGAAUCAAUACAGAAAAACCCAGCUUUUGAUAAAUGGGCACCCCCGUCGAUAGUCCAGGUUUCUGUAUUUGUAGCAGAAAAAGAGGAGUCGUGUGAUUAUGGCAAGGGUGAAACUGCUCAGAGGCGGAAAGAGUUUUGUGACAAGUAUGAGGGAUACAGGAGUAUCUGUACAUGUCAAGACCCAGCUCCAAUUGACUUAAAUGGUGGCCCACUUCCCAAUAACCGGGUUGCAGAUUUGCCUGUGGCAAUCAUUGCAGCAAACCGGCCGCAGUAUUUGUACCGCAUGCUGAGAGGAUUGCUAAGUAUUCCUGGGGCAAAUCCAAAAAUGACCACUGUAUAUAUUGAUGGAUUUUUUGAGGAGCCUGCUGCUGUGAGUCGGUUGUUCAACGUCAAAGCAGUUCAUCACACCCCUGUUUGUAGUAAAAACUGCAGGAUUGGACAACAUUACAAGAAAUCUCUGUCUACAACUUUUGAUUCGUACCCAAGCGCCAAGGCCAUAUUAAUUCUGGAGGAGGACCUUGAUGUUUCCAAAGAUUUGUUUGAUUAUUUCAGCCAGAUGAUGCCCCUUCUGGAAUCAGACCCCAGCCUUUAUUGUGUCUCGGCAUGGAAUGAUCAGGGAUACGAACAUUCCUGUCACGACCCUGCACUCCUUUACCGUGUUGAAACGAUGCCAGGACUAGGCUGGAUUCUAAAGCGCAGCCUGUAUAAAGAUGAGCUGGAACCCAAAUGGCCUGGACCGACAAAUUUUUGGGACUGGGACAUGUGGAUGCGGAUGGACUCAAACAGGAAAGGUCGCGAAUGUAUUAUACCAGAUAUAUCCAGGACCUACCAUUUUGGCAUGAAAGGACUGAAUAUGAAUCCGUACUUUCAAGACAUUUAUUUCUCAAAACAUGCUCUGAACCGGGCUACUGGCGUCAAAUUUGAUAUUUCAAAGGUGCAGAAGGACAAUUAUGAAAAGGAGGUCCACAGCAUGAUCAAGAACGCUGAAUUGGUUGAUCACGGCAAGAAUCAAUGCACCCACGAAGCUGAUUUCAUUCCAAACACGAAAGGAAAGAUAUACGUUGCAUACAUCCGAAUGGAGACAUCGACCUCGUGGGAUACCUGGCUGGGACUGGCACGAUGCUUCAAGAUUUGGGACCUCGAUGUCAGGGGCUUUCAUAAAGGAAUGUGGCGAAUUUGGUACAAGGAGAAUCACGUGGUAUUUGUUGGAACACCGUUUUCUCCAUAUUCGAAAUACAUGCCGAAAAAUAUAACUCCUAUUUAUAUACCUAAGAAAAAGAAGAAUGAAGACUGAAACAAAAUAUUUUCAGUAGUUGUACAGUUCACAUUGGAAUGCUAACUUUCCUAUAUCUUUUCUUUGGAGAAUUUCAUUUUUUGUAUCUAAUACGCAACAGUAUCUAUUAUCAAUUUUACAAUAUCAUCUCUUCUUUAGCCAAACUAUAAUAAAAUUUUUGAUAGUAUUCUGACCAAAAGGUCUAUAUUCUCUCUAAAAAUAUACUAUUUUUGAAAUUUUAUGGUUACGAAUAGCUAUUUAUUUCAAGACGAUGGUUGGGCCGCGUACUUAAAACUUUAGUUAUCGCGUUUUUAGCCAGAACCCAGAAGUUUCUCUUCAAAAGCUUUUGUGUAAUUGAAAUAACCGAAAAACUACAGCUAUUUAAACAGCUUGUUACUUAGCUUCUCUUGAGCUACAAUAUCAUCUACAUAGCUGGUUUUAAUAACGAAGACGUCAACUUAACAUGUUUUUUUUGUUCGUUCGUCAGUCUUGUUCGUUCAACUCCUCUCUUCUGCGAGGCCAGCAAGCCCCAACUGUGUAAUAGAGAAACUUGUGAAGGGUUUAGUUAUGGUAAGGAACGACUUCUCCACACAGGCAGCUAAAUAAAGCUCUGAAAAAGCAUUUCGUGAAUGCGAUCUUUUAUUUAUUCUUGAUGCUAGAGUAUUUCUUCAUUCACACACACCUGUUUCUAUAUUGACGGAUAGCUUUUGCUUCUUUUUUUAGAGCCACGAUUGCGUCGUAGAAUAGGUACAAUGUUUACUUUUGGACAAGCUUGCUUGCUUGGUGAUCGACAGUAAAUAAGGUAACAAAUUAGAAGGCAAAUUUCCAUUAUUCUGGUAGGCCAAUAUCUCCAAAGUGGCAAAUUUUCCAAAUAAAAGUUUCAAAAAAUUCUAAAAGCCGUUUACCAAAUCAGCUACGCUUUCAGACAUGACAGCGUUUGAGUCAUAAAAUAUAGUGGAACAAAUUAAAAGAUUUUCAUGUUUCGUUACAGUAAAUUUUGACUGCAGAAUUUUGCAACCUUAAUAAACCAGCCUGUCUUUCAGACUCUUAAAAAAACGCUCUGCCUAUUUCUUUGCAAUUUUUCCUCUUAUUGUAUCGUCAUACUCCUUCUGAACAGAUUCUCAUCCAAUGAAUGCUUUUCACUUUAUCUUUCGUCUAAUCAAAGAUGUCACUCCUUUUUUCUCGACACUACAUACAUCUCACAGAGGCUCUUACGCAAGUUGGAAAGUGGGGAGGCCCACACAAACCAUUUUGUAGAAAUCCCACUCCCCGUCGUUGUCGGAGGCCAUCUUGCCCGAGAGCAUGGAAAAUGCUAAACCUCUUCCUAGAUGGGUACAGCGUAGCUAAGGUUCACAUUUGGUUCCAAACAUCUUCAGUUAUCUUUAACUAAUGCCACAGUUUUUCUUUUAUGCAUGAUACACUAAAUUAACAAAAAAUUAAAAAAGGUUGGUAAAAUGUGAAACAUUUAGUCAAAAUUUGAAUGCGAAUAAAGUGAAAAAAGUUGAUAUUCACCAAGCAAGAAACUAUUUUGAAAGAAAAUGGUUUAAUGCUACUCUAAGAGCUUUUUAAAAAGUGGUUUCAUUUAAAAUGAAUUUUGUAAAUAUCGUUUGAACACGCUUCAAGAGCCCUUGGUCUUCAUUUGUCAUCUGAAAGAAAUUUUUGCUCACCGUAGCAAUAUUUACUGAGUGUUUGUAGCUUUUUCAAGAUCUCUAAUUCCGUUAGGUUUGCAUCGUAUUAGUAUCCACCCUAUUAUAACACAAGGAAUAUUAUAGGUUUUAUUACAAAUGACACAUCGUCUUUACAAGUGUUUUUAUAAUUUUACUAGUUAUUAACAUACAAUAUUAUAAAUACAAAAUAAGAAAGUGUGCCCAAUUCCAGUCAACUCCCAGUUCUCACAUAGCCUUUUCGUUGGGAAAUUCGCUGCGGGGGGGGGGCAAACCUUUGUUUAAAAUAAUGGAAAGUCACUGGAGCUGGGGGGGCCAUUGCCCCCUGGUUGAUAUAAUAAAAAAGGCCCUGAGUUCUCAGCAGGAUCGUUUCUUUAUUUCGUCUAGAUUCCAUCAGAGAAUUCGAUCAGUAAAGCUUGGUUUCCACUAUGGGUUAACGUGAGAUAAUUCUGAGCUAAAUUGAAAAUUAACUCAUGGUCUAAAUUCAAGUUAACUUGAGAUAGUGUGAAAUAGCGUGAGAUAACGCGAGCUAUCUCAAAAUUA
This is a messenger RNA of Rhopilema esculentum, 4566 nucleotides long. RefSeq names its product protein O-linked-mannose beta-1,2-N-acetylglucosaminyltransferase 1. Gene Ontology annotation, biological process: protein O-linked glycosylation via N-acetylgalactosamine. Gene Ontology annotation, cellular component: Golgi membrane. The record is from RefSeq and is a predicted model, not a curated record. Gene Ontology annotation, molecular function: beta-1,3-galactosyl-O-glycosyl-glycoprotein beta-1,3-N-acetylglucosaminyltransferase activity. NCBI's taxonomy places the organism in Eukaryota, Metazoa, Cnidaria, Scyphozoa, Rhizostomeae, Rhizostomatidae.